Molecule: messenger RNA, 792 nt
Organism: Triplophysa rosa
Lineage: Eukaryota; Metazoa; Chordata; Actinopteri; Cypriniformes; Nemacheilidae
Gene: mipa
Product: major intrinsic protein of lens fiber a
Exons: 4
Biological process (GO): transmembrane transport
Cellular component (GO): plasma membrane
Molecular function (GO): water channel activity
Source: RefSeq, a predicted model, not a curated record
AUGUGGGAAUUCCGGUCCAUGUCUUUUUGGCGGGCUGUGUUUGCCGAGUUCUACGGCACAAUGUUCUUUAUCAUCUUCGGGCUGGGAGCAGCUCUGCAUUGGACUGCAGGACCGCUCAAUGUCCUCCAAGUCGCUUUCUGCUUUGAGCUGGCAGCCGCCACACUCAUCCAGUCCAUCGGCCACAUCAGCAGUGGCCACAUCAACCCGGCCGUCACAUUCGCCUACCUGAUUGGCUCCCAGAUGUCCCUGUUUCGUGCGUUCUUCUACAUCUGUGCCCAGUGUUUGGGUGCUCUAGCUGGGGCUGCCGUGCUAUAUGGGGUCACACCAAACAAUGUCAGAGGCAAUCUGGCCCUGAACACGCUUCAACCAGGCAUCAGUCUGGGCAUGGCCACCACCAUAGAAAUAUUCCUGACUCUGCAGCUUGUGGUGUGUGUCUUCGCUGUGACGGAUGAGAGGCGAAACGGGCGACUGGGGUCUGCUGCUCUGUCCAUUGGCUUCUCAGUGCUUGUGGGUCACCUGCUGGGGAUGUAUUAAACCGGAGCUGGAAUGAACCCUGCCAGAUCUUUCGCCCCUGCCGUGCUUUUCAGAAACUUUAUAAAUCAUUGGGUGUAUUGGGUGGGUCCCCUGAUUGGCGGUGCUCUGGGUGCUUUGCUGUACGAUUUCCUGCUUUUUCCGCGAAUGCGUGGUCUGUCUGAGCGGCUGGCCGUGCUCAAGGGCAACCGACCCCCCGAAGCUGAAGCCAAGCAGGAGACCCGAGGGGACCCUAUCGAACUCAAAACACAAGCCCUAUAA